Molecule: messenger RNA, 2784 nt
Organism: Amborella trichopoda
Lineage: Eukaryota; Viridiplantae; Streptophyta; Magnoliopsida; Amborellales; Amborellaceae
Gene: BMY2
Product: beta-amylase 2
Biological process (GO): polysaccharide catabolic process
Molecular function (GO): beta-amylase activity
Source: RefSeq, a predicted model, not a curated record
UGAGGGGCACGCGGAAGUGUGGUAUCAUGAAAUAUGGAGGCCCUGCCUUCCUGCACUCUCCUCCGCUGUUAAAUGCUCUCUCUUCCUCUCUCCUCCCGCCGCUGUGUUCACCUUAAUCUAGUGAGAGAAAGAGAGAUUUGUCAUAUGUCCCCUAGAGGGAGGGGGAGGAAUAGAGAGAGUGGCCCUGAAUUCAUUCUUUCAGAGAGAAAAUGGUAGACUUUUAUCCCUAGAAAGAGAAAAGAAGUAAGCCAAAACGGAAGGAAGAGAGAGAACCGAGAAGCGAAUUAUACCCUAGCUCACAGAAAGAGAGAAGGGGGGUCAUGGUAAUGGAUGCAUCUUUUAGAGAGAGAGAGGGUAAUGGAUGCACCGUUCUAGAGAGAGAGGGGUAAUGGAAGCUUCGUUUAGAACUUCUACAGCGAGAAAAUGGACUACAACAGAGGCGUAGAGAUGAGCGUGAAGCAAGAUCUAGACCACAACAAUGACCACCAUCUCCAGGCACAAAUUCCUCCCCAACUCCAGGUCCAAAUUCCUUCUCAAGCCCAAGUCCAGAACCAACUGAUCCAAACCCCACAAAAUGAGACUCCGAGAAGGCUCAGAGGAUUUGCUGCAACUGCAGCUGGCGUUACAAGCUUGAGCACAAAGGGAAGGAAGGAGAGAGAGAAAGAGAAAGAGCGAACAAAGCUUAGAGAGAGACAUCGUCGAGCUAUAACUUCCCGUAUGCUUGCUGGGCUAAGGCAAUAUGGGAACUUCACUUUGCCUGCUCGAGCCGAUAUGAAUGAUGUGCUCGCUGCCUUGGCUCGAGAGGCGGGCUGGACUGUUGAGCCUGAUGGUACUACAUAUCGUACCAGCCCCGCUACAUUGACACCAUUCCCUAUCAGGGCAGUUGAGAGUCCCCUUUCUGCAACUUCCAUGAAGAAUUGUUCCAUGAAAUCAUCGUUAGAUUUUCCAACAUCCGCUCUUAGGAUCGAGGACAGCUUGUCACCUACAUCCCCUGAUUCAGGUUUAGUCACUGAAAAAGAUCAGAAAAAUGACAAAUAUAGAAACCCUAGUCCGAUUGAUUCGUCAGACAGUCUAGAUGCAGAUCAGCAUAUGCGAGAUGUUCGUCCUGGGGACCCUGAUGAUUUUUCAGAAACUCCAUAUAUACCAGUUUACGUGAUGCUUCCGUUAGGUAUUAUCAACAACUUCUGCCAAUUGGUUGAUCCAGAAGCUGUAUGUCGUGAUUUAAGGCGCUUAAAGUCCAUAAAUGUAGAUGGAGUUAUUGUUGAGUGCUGGUGGGGCAUUGUUGAAGGAUGGAGUCCACAAAAAUAUAUAUGGUCUGGCUAUCGCGAACUCUUCAAUAUUGUCCGUGAAGUCAAGCUUAAGUUGCAGAUUGUUAUGGCGUUUCAUGAAUGUCGGGCAAACGGAGGCAGUGAAAUGUCAAUCCCUCUUCCCAAGUGGAUUUUGGAGAUUGGCAAAGAUCACCAGGAUAUAUAUUUCACAGAUCGUGAAAGGAGGAGAAACGUAGAAUGCCUCUCAUGGGGCAUUGACAAACAACGGGUACUCAAAGGAAGAACGGCCAUAGAGGUUUAUUUUGACUUUAUGAGAAGCUUUCGAAUGGAGUUUGAUGACUUAUUUGUUGAGAGUCUGAUCUCUGCUGUUGAGAUUGGAUUGGGUCCUUCUGGGGAGCUUCAGUAUCCUUCAUUUCCAGAAAGGAUGGGAUGGAGAUAUCCUGGUAUCGGUGAGUUUCAGUGUUAUGACAAGUAUUUACAGCACAGCCUAAGGAAAGCAGCCAAGUUAAGGGGUCACUCAUUCUGGGCGCGGGGACCCGAUAAUGCUGGACAAUACAACUCCCAGCCCCAUGAGACUGGUUUCUUCUGUGAUAGAGGUGAUUAUGACAGUUACUAUGGGCGCUUCUUCCUUCAAUGGUAUUCUCAAGUUCUUAUCGACCAUGCGGACCAUGUUCUAGCUUUGGCAAACCUGGCAUUUGAAGGGACUCCGAUUGUAGCUAAGAUUCCAGCUGUAUAUUGGUGGUAUAGGACUGCCAGCCAUGCAGCAGAACUUACAGCAGGCUUCUAUAACCCCUCAAAUCAGGAGGGGUAUACUCUGAUUCUAAAUAUUCUCAAGAAGCAUUCUGCAACAUUCAGGUUUAUAUUCUCAGGAUUGCAGUUAACUCCUCAGGAUAAUGAUGAGACAAUGGCAGAUCCAGAAGGCUUGACUUGGCAGGUUCUGAAUGCAGCAUGGGAUCAGAAAAUGAAUAUUGCCAGUCAGAAUGCAGUCCCAUGUUAUGAUAGGGAAGGCUUCAAUAGGAUCCUAGAAACUGCAAAGCCGAGAAAUGAUCCAGAUCGCCACCACCUUUCUUCCUUUGCAUAUCAAAGAAUGUCUCCUUCUUUGAUACAAAGGGCAUCAUUUUUCUCUGAGUUUGAUCGUUUUGUCAAAUCCAUGCAUGGAGAAGCCGUUAUUGAUGCUCAGGUCUAACUAACAAGUAGGGGUGACCUCUAAAUUGGCCAGGAUUUCGUGGGGUUGCAUUCUAUAGAGAGAAACUGGGAAUAGAAAAGAAAAGAAAUAAGAAGAAGGGAGAACAAAUGGGAUUUGGUUUUUUCCCAGUGUAGUACGAUGGUAAUGCUCCAACUUCUUUGGAUCUCUUGAUUUUCUUCCUUUUUUUUAUUAUUUAUUUGUGUUUUUCUCAUUUUGUGGUUGCAUUGUGGAUGGAAUAUGGUGCUUUUUCUUUUCUUUUAUUUUUCGGUGUGCACAGUUCUUUCCAUAUUAGAAAAAAAAGAGGGAAAAAACCAGCUCUUUUGCAGGUGA